AUGGAGAAGAAAGAAGGAGCUCAUCAUGGUGCUCAUGUUUUAGUUGUCCCCUACCCUCUCCAAGGCCACAUUAACCCAGUCCUUCAGUUCUCCAAGAGAUUACUAAUCAAAGGGGGGAUCAAAGUUACACUGGCCGUCACCACUUCUUUUUUCAAAAAGUCCAUCCAAGCCCAAACUGGGCCUAUAAGAAUCGAGACAUUCUCUGACGGCUAUGACGAUGGUUUUCAGAACGAAGACAGCUUAGAGGAUUACUUCGAGAGCUUGAAGAAGGUGGGCUCAAAGACCUUAACACAACUCAUCAAGAAACAUCAAAGUUUGGGUGAUCCUAUAAGCUGUGUUGUAUAUGACCCUUUUCUCUCCUGGGCUCUGGAUGUGGCCAAACACUUUAACUUAAUUGCUGCUGCCUUCUUCACUCAAUCCCUUGCUGUUAACAGCAUCUACUACUAUGUGCAAAGGGGUCUACUCACCGUGCCAAUUGUCCCCGGCAACGUCAUUUCCGUCGCCGGAUUGCCACCGCUUACAAUCUCCGAUCUCCCAUCUUUUGUUUCUAGAUAUGGAUUGUACCCUGCGAUACUCACCUUAGUUACAAGCCAAUUUUCCAACAUCGACAAGGCAGAUUGUCUCCUUUUUAAUUCAUUUGACAAGCUGGAGCAAGAGGAAAUGAAUUGGAUGGCAAAGCAAUGGUCAGUGAAGACGAUCGGACCAACUUUGCCAUCGAUCUACCUCGACAAGCGAGUCGAAGGCGAUGAAGAUUAUGGCUUCAAUCUUUUCAAACCCAGUGCAGAUGUGUGCAUGAACUGGCUAAACAUGAGGGAAACUGGAUCUGUUGUCUAUGUAUCCUUUGGAAGCAUUGCUGAACUUGGAGAUGAACAAAUGAAUGAACUAGCAUUGUGUCUGAAGGAGACCAAUAAUUAUUUCUUGUGGGUAGUGAGAAAAUCAGAGGAGAAUAAGCUUCCAAGCAAUUUUGUGGUAGAGACAUUGGAGAAGGGUUUGGUGGUCACAUGGUGCCCUCAGUUGGAGGUGUUGUCCCACAAGGCUGUGGGAUGUUUUGUGACACAUUGUGGGUUGAAUUCAACUUUGGAAUCGUUGAGUUUAGGUGUACCAAUGGUGGGAUUGCCACAAUGGACUGAUCAGACAACGAAUGCAAAAUAUAUUGAGGAUGUGUGGGGAAUGGGAUUAAAAGUUAAGGUGAAUGAGAAGGGGAUUGCAAUAAAGGAAGAGAUAGAAGCAUGUAUAAUGGAAGUUAUGGAAGGAGAGAAAGGAAAAGGGAUUAGAGAGAACGCUAUCAACUGGAAAGAGCUUGCCAAAGAGGCAGUAGAUGAAGGUGGAAGUUCAGACAAGAACAUUGAAGACUUUGUUGCUCUAAUAUGUCAUGCCGAGUUCAAGGUGUGUGUAACAUAA
Molecule: messenger RNA, 1401 nt
Organism: Telopea speciosissima
Lineage: Eukaryota; Viridiplantae; Streptophyta; Magnoliopsida; Proteales; Proteaceae
Product: UDP-glycosyltransferase 74F2-like
Exons: 3
Coding region: 1-1401 (466 amino acids)
Molecular function (GO): UDP-glycosyltransferase activity
Source: RefSeq, a predicted model, not a curated record